This is a messenger RNA of Symbiodinium pilosum, 276 nucleotides long. Lineage: Eukaryota; Dinophyceae; Suessiales; Symbiodiniaceae. The record is from the annotation of a GenBank genome assembly.
GAAACUGCCAGGGAAGAGCUGUUGACCUGGCAGCAGCAACGCAAGGUCAGCCAUGUGGUGGUGGGCCUGAAGCCUGGCGACUGGUUCAACUCUCAGAUGGAGGCGUGGAAGGAGUUGAAGAAAGCCCUGAAGCAAGGGCAGAUCAACUUCACCAAGAAGGUGGAGAAGGAUCCCAGCUUGAGUGGCCUGGCAGCGGAGAUCAAUCUCAGCGAUGUCAAGGAUGUACAUGACGGUGAUGGCAAGGGCACGCCCAUCUACGCCAAUUUCAAGUAUGAG